CAACGCGUGACAACGAACACAAAAAAAAAUCACUGUCAUCCGUGCUGUCAUUAGCUUUUCUUCGUGUUUUCGCUCUGUGGGUCAUAUGACAUCAAGGGAUCAAGUGACUGACUGAUUGUGUAUUCUGCGAGGAAAAACUCGGAAAAACUCCCCCAGCAGCCAACACCAGCCAAGAUGCGAUACACUCUCGGUUACUCCUUCACGGGCGCCCUGGUCUCGGUGUCAACAGUGUUGAUCCUGUACCACGUCCUGACGGGCAAGGGCGAACGUGUCAGCGUCGGAUGGUUCCUGGAGGAGACGUCGCCCUACAUGUGGGCCACCCUGGGCAUCGGAUUUGCCGUGGCCCUGUCCGUCGUCGGAGCGGCCAUGGGUAUCCACACGACCGGAGUGAGCAUCGUCGGCGGUGGUGUCAAGGCCCCCAGGAUCAAGACCAAGAAUUUGAUCUCGGUUAUCUUCUGCGAGGCGGUUGCCAUUUACGGUCUGAUCACGGCUAUCGUCCUGUCCGGUAUGUUGGAAAGCUUCUCCUGGGGUACGAUUAUGGCCAAUGAGAACGUCCGGUACAACAACUGGUUCUCCGGUUAUGUAAUGUUCGGGGCUGGUCUGGCCGUCGGUCUGGUUAAUCUGUUCUGCGGUAUCGCGGUCGGCAUUGUGGGAUCCGGAGCGGCUCUGGCCGAUGCUGCCAACUCGGCCCUGUUCGUCAAGAUUCUCAUCGUGGAGAUCUUCGGAUCGGCCAUCGGUUUGUUUGGACUGAUUGUUGGCAUCUACAUGACCUCCAAGGUUAAGAUGGGAGACAAGGAGUAAGCUUUAGGAAAUUGGAUUCAUGAUACGUACGAUCCAAAAGUUGGAAAGUAUUACUUGCAAACAAGAACAAGCAGUUACAGUCACUCAUUUAGGAACCAACAGCACAGAUUAAUCAAGGGCCAUUCCAAAUCAACUUAAUAUCUAUAUGUAGUAUGCAAAGACUCAUACCAACCGUAAGUCGAUGUUCUAUAUUUUACACAAACGUCCCAGCCAAAACAACAAAAAAAGCGAUUGAGACAAAUAUUUUCUUUUCUUUCUCUGAUUCUGGAGAGCACUAUUAUGAUAUGUAAAUUGGUAAAUAUUGUUUUGUUUACAUUGUUUUGUUUUAGUGAAUAAUGCCGUAAAUAUUCGAACAAAUUUGUCCGUCUAUUGAAGCAUACAUUAUCAACAAGCUUCUAUUACCGUUAGUUCUCGUAUAUACCUAUGUAGGUGGUGAAAAAUGCAAAAACUUCAAUCCAACAUGAAUAUGUAACGAACGCGAAAGUUUGAAAGUCAUCGUUUGAAAUAAACGUAGUGUUACACUACCCCACCAGAA
Aedes albopictus (Asian tiger mosquito) is the source of this 1336-nucleotide messenger RNA. Its product is annotated as V-type proton ATPase 21 kDa proteolipid subunit c''. The coding region runs from base 175 to 801 and encodes 208 amino acids. Gene Ontology annotation, biological process: proton transmembrane transport. Gene Ontology annotation, cellular component: membrane; proton-transporting V-type ATPase, V0 domain. Gene Ontology annotation, molecular function: proton-transporting ATPase activity, rotational mechanism. The transcript has 3 exons. The record is from RefSeq and is a predicted model, not a curated record. Lineage: Eukaryota; Metazoa; Arthropoda; Insecta; Diptera; Culicidae.